Messenger RNA from Sorghum bicolor (sorghum), 1249 nucleotides. Its product is annotated as plasma membrane-associated cation-binding protein 1. The record is from RefSeq and is a predicted model, not a curated record. Gene Ontology annotation, cellular component: plasma membrane. NCBI's taxonomy places the organism in Eukaryota, Viridiplantae, Streptophyta, Magnoliopsida, Poales, Poaceae. The transcript is spliced from 4 exons. The coding region runs from base 238 to 960 and encodes 240 amino acids.
CCUGGCAAUGCCGGGAGCUCUUGUGGGUGCAGCCAGUCCUAUAAACAUCAGGGGCGGCGUAGUAACCUGUCCGCCAUUAACAGCCACAGCAGCGCGCGUCCACCUCACGUAUCAUCUGUAGGGGGGCACUGAUUACUAGCAAGCCCGUGCUGCUGUUGCUGCUGCUGCACCUGCCCGACGCCGCAGCUGCCCUGUCGUCGUGCCUUGCUUUGCCUUCCCAGAGCAACAUAGCCGGCCAUGGACAUCUGGAAGUCCAAGGUGCUGCCCAAGAUCAAGCUCGUCUUCGUCAAGAGCGCCGGCAAGAAGGCCGCCGCCGCCGCCGAGCUCGUCAAGUCCUUCGACGAGUCCAAGGAGGGGAUCAAUGGCGAGUUCCAGGAGAAGAAGGCUGAUCUCCUGCCCAAGGUCGUCGAGAUCUACGAGUCUGCCCCUGCACCACUCAAGCUUCUGAUCAAGGAGAGGAGCAAGGUGUCCGGGAUCAAGAAGAACUCCGCCGCAAUCACCAAGUUCUUCGAGGAGCUGGCCAAGAUCGAAUUCCCUGGAGCCAAGCAAGUGAGCGACGGCAUCUCCAAGGUCGGCCCGGUCCUGCUGUCCGGCCCCAUCUUCUCCACCUUCGAGAAGGUCUCCACGCUGCUCCCUGUCGCCGCCGAGGAGGCGACCGCCACCAAGGAGGCACCGGCCGCCACUGAGGAGGCAGCCGCCGUUGAGGAGAAGAAAGAGGAAGCCGCCGCCGCCGCCGCCGAGAAGAAGGAAGAAGCGGAGCAGAAGAAAGAAGAGACGACGACGCCUGCACCGGCCGCCGCCGAGACUGCUCCUCCUGCUGAUGCAGCAGCAGCUGCCGCAGAGCCCACCGCGGAGGCGGCGCCGGCGGCCGAGGCAGCGCCAGAAGCUGAGGCCGCCGCUGCUCCUGCGGCAGCCGAGGCGGAGCCGGCGAAGGCCGAGGAGGAGACACCCAAGGCCUAGCUAGCUAGGGUUCUGCAUGCAGGUCCAUCGCAGCCCCUAGCUAGCUGCUCUACCGUGCUCGAUCUACAAUCACAUCACCAUCCAUUGUUCUUGCAUAUAUGCACACGAUGUGUUUUUGUUGCUCGAUCCGAUCCACAUGUUAUUGCUGUGCAAACCGGUUAGAUAUUUAUGUAUGUAUAUGUAAGCCUAUAAUUCUUUUUGCCAGUAUUUAUUCAUAUGCAGUGUGAGGAUACUCUAUGUAUAUUAUUGCCAGUUUUGGUUCAACUCAAUUAUUCUUUAAUUUGCUUCA